This is a messenger RNA of Scatophagus argus, 837 nucleotides long. Its product is annotated as beta-galactoside-binding lectin-like. NCBI's taxonomy places the organism in Eukaryota, Metazoa, Chordata, Actinopteri, Scatophagidae. The record is from RefSeq and is a predicted model, not a curated record. Bases 90 to 497 code for a protein of 135 amino acids. Gene Ontology annotation, molecular function: galactoside binding; carbohydrate binding; laminin binding. The transcript is spliced from 5 exons.
UAUAUAUUCUCCUGUCAGGGUGCAGUGAGGAAAGGUCCUGCAGCUUGUCACUUCUUCUCAGCUGUACCUGACUGACCACGCUUGCCAAGAUGAACAGAGAUUUGAUCAUAAAAAACAUGCCUUUUAAGGCUGAGCAGAAGUUGACCGUUGUUGGAGUGGUCAAUUCUGAUGCCGCUGGUUUUGAAGUGAAUAUCGGCCAAGAUGAACUGAAUUAUGCAAUUCAUAUCAACCCUCGUUUUAACACCAAGGGAGAUGUUAAUAGGGUGAUCUGCAACUCUUACCAGAACGGCAUCUGGGGUGUCGAGGUUCGUGGGGGAGGCUUUCCUUUCCAACAGGGAAAGGAGUUCAAGAUCAUGGUUACAUUCACCUGUACAGAGUUCAAGGUGACCCUAUCAGAUGGCUCUGAAAUCCUCUUCCCCAACCGCAUAGGUGCGGAUACAUACUCCGUCAUCAGCUUUCGUGGGGAUGCUUGCCUCAAAAGAGUUGAGGUGGAGUAAACCUGAACCCUCCCUGGGAUUAUUGGAUUGAAAUCUAGCAUAAGGUCACAUAUAGCCACAGCUUUUAAUUUCCUGACUAUAUUUGGCAUCAGUAGUGCCUCACUUGCAGUUGUCACAAAAUGUAUUAUGCAAGAAUUCAGCUUGUUGACAUGUGCAGAUGCAAGCAACAGCUUAGCUGUUUAGCUGAAAAGUGCCACAUAGAGUCAUUUGAUCAUUUGUUCUUUAAGCUGCCUUGAAAUGCUUUGUGUUUUCUUGUAUUUCCUCCAGACAUUCCUGAUUUGUAACUGAGCAUAAUGCUUGCCUUCGCAACAUGUAUUAAAGCAUGUUCUUUCAUGAUAAA